AUGUGUUUUGGAACCAUUGAAGAUGCAAAUCGAUUUUAUCAAAAUUAUGCCAAGCGCGUUGGUUUUGUUACUAAGAUAAGGUUUAUCCGAAGAGUUGGUAAAGAUAAGGUUCCUAAGAAUCAAAUGAUCACUUGCAAUAGGGAGGGGAAACACAAGUCUAUAGUUUCACCAAUAGAAAAGACCAACCCUAGAACCAACUACAAUUGCCCCGCAAGGAUUUCUAUUAGGUUGAAUAAGGAGGGUCUUUGGAUUAUAUCGAAGAGAGAUGAGUAUGUGUGUCGAGUCAUUGAGAGGAAUGAUGAAGUAGGUGUGAGACCAAGCAAAACAUAUCAAGUAUUGGUGGGUGAAGCGGGGGGUUUCUCUAAGAUAAACUUAAUGGAAAAAGAUGUUAGGAACUAUCUCAUCAGAAAGGUACGCAAUGUUACGAAAGAAAUGGAUGCUAGGGAGAUGUUGAAGGAUUUUACACGGAUGAAGGAUAUGAACUCUGAUUUUUAUUUUGAUGUUGAACUUGAUCAAAACAAGCGUCUCAAAACUAUAUUUUGGGCUGAUGCUCGAAGUAGAGCAGCAUAUGAGUACUUUGGUGAUGUAGUUUCAUUUGAUACUACUUAUAAAACCAAUCGUUACGAUAUGCCAUUUGGUUCCUUUGUGGGGGUUAAUCACCAUGGUAACUCAGUGUUUCUUGGGUGUGGUUUGUUGACUAAGGAAAAUUCAGGCUCGUUUACUUGGUUAUUUAAUGCUUGGCUUACAUGUAUGCAUGGAAAGGCUCCUAAAGGCAUUAUAACAGACCAAUGCCUCGGAAUACGAGCUGGAAUUGAGAAUGUGAUGCCAAAGACAUGUCAUAGGUUAUGCAUUUGGCACAUUACAAAAAAGAUUCCAGAAAAAUUCAAAAGACACAAGAGAUAUGAAGAGUUACAAAGUGAUUUAAAUAAUAUUGUUUGGGAGUCUAUUUCAGAAGAUGAUUUUCAAAAUCAAUGGGAAGAUUUUCUGAUUGAAUAUGGUCUAGAAGAUAACAAGUGGCUAUCAGGUACUUCUCUAAACAUGAAUUUUUAUAUUUUGCACAUAUUAGCAUAUUAG
This is a messenger RNA of Arachis ipaensis, 1074 nucleotides long. NCBI's taxonomy places the organism in Eukaryota, Viridiplantae, Streptophyta, Magnoliopsida, Fabales, Fabaceae. The record is from RefSeq and is a predicted model, not a curated record.